Molecule: messenger RNA, 4026 nt
Organism: Lampris incognitus (smalleye Pacific opah)
Lineage: Eukaryota; Metazoa; Chordata; Actinopteri; Lampriformes; Lampridae
Gene: trib2
Product: tribbles pseudokinase 2
Exons: 3
Coding region: 1122-2159 (345 amino acids)
Biological process (GO): positive regulation of proteasomal ubiquitin-dependent protein catabolic process; protein phosphorylation; regulation of MAP kinase activity
Cellular component (GO): nucleus
Molecular function (GO): protein kinase activity; ATP binding; mitogen-activated protein kinase kinase binding
Source: RefSeq, a predicted model, not a curated record
CGCAGUGUGUGUAGCUCGGCUGACCUCGCGUUGAAUGGACUAGAUUCCCAGCCACGUAAGUACAACAGCACCACGGGAGAGGAUGUCUUGCUGAAUCAAGGGAUAGGCCUGAGAAAGUCGGCCGGCCGUCCCUUUUUUUUUUCCUCCUUCCAGCAAAUGUGAAAGCAGCAGACGGCAUUUCCUCUGGAUUUAAAAAAAAAAAAAAACGACAUCGUCGCCGAGAGGAAGGACAUCGACUCCCGUAACACACAACAAAGGCUCAGCACUUACAUGGAUGGGGUCCGCUGUGCAUGGAUAUGAUCCGGGGAACAAGGCCGUGCACUGACCUGGUCCUAGUUAGCAACGAAGCUAACUAGAUAGUCCUGCACCUGCUAGCCAUCGCUCAAGUGUCGAUUUAGCGUUAUUUAAUGUCAGCCGUUAAAGCUUGUAAUACUUGAUUUUUUUCCUUUCUUCUUUCGCUGCUUUUUCCCUCCCUCUCCUGUGCCUGCAAGCUGUAUCCAAUGAGUUGUUUCUGUUUUUUAUGAAACGUGCCAUACCGUUAACCGGCGAGAUCAGCUAGCAUUAUAGGCUGCGAGCUAACUUGGCAGUCUUCAUUCAUUUGCAAAGCUGACGUUUCGGUAGCGUUGCCUUUGUUGCAGUUUGUCUACUUUAGCCACUCGGCACAGCCUGCAGAAUGCAGCAGAUCCGCGCGUAGAUUUGCAGUCGAUCUGGGAGUUUAACGCGUUUCCUGUAAGUCCUGCUUCCUCUCUCGGAUGGACAACGAAAAGAGCCAAGGACUAGCUUAACUUUGCAAAUAAUCGCAGACCGAUUCCUUUUUUUGAUUUGCAUGAAAAUUGGCCAAGCUGCUAUGAAUGUCGAUCACCAUUGUUCGACAAUCGGCCAGAACUUGCCACAGCGAUUGAGUUAGAUAUCAUUUAAAACCAUUAUUAUUAUUUUGUUCCCAAGACCAGCUAGAAAACAUUGGGGCAAUCGCGAUAUCAUUGGACUUUAUUCGUUUUUAACAACCGAAAAGUGGUUCCUUGGCAAGAAGAAUAAGGAGGAAGCCCUCCAGCCUCCCUCCCCCCCUCCUUUCCUCCCUCCCUCCCCACCCCGAUUUUGUGGAGUUAUUACAUCCAUUCCUCAUGAACAUACAGAGGUCAAAUCCCAUUAACAUUUCACGUUAUGGGAGAUCACGGCACAAAUCGCACGACUUCGAAGAAUUGUCUUGUCUGAGGGCCACCGAGUCGAGUCAGAGUUUCAGCCCCAAUCUCGGGUCCCCCAGCCCGCCGGAGACACCGGACUCAUCGCACUGUAUCUCCCGCAUCGGGGAUUACCUUUUGUUGGAGCCGCUGGAGGGAGACCACGUUUUCCGAGCCGCCCACCUGCACAGCGGGGAAGAGCUCGUAUGUAAGGUGUUUGAUAUCAGCCGCUAUCAGGAGUCACUGGCAGCCUACUUUGCCCUUGGCAGGCACCAGCACAUCAAUCAAAUCCUGGAGAUCUUGCUCGGCGAGACACGCGCCUACGUUUUCUUUGAGAGGAGCUAUGGUGACAUGCACUCUUUCGUCCGUACCUGCAAGAAGCUGCGGGAGGACGAGGCUGCCCGACUCUUCUAUCAGAUAGCCUCGGCUGUGGCACACUGCCACGACAACGGACUGGUCCUCCGCGACCUCAAACUGAGAAAGUUUGUCUUUAAGAAUGAGGACAGGAGCCUUGUGAAGCUUGAGAGCCUUGAGGACACUUACAUCUUGGAUGGUCAUGAUGACUCCCUGUCAGACAAACAUGGUUGCCCGGCAUAUGUAAGUCCCGAGAUCCUCAAUGCCAACGGCAGCUACUCGGGUAAGGCAGCUGAUGUCUGGAGCCUGGGCGUCAUGCUUUACACCAUCCUGGUGGGCCGCUACCCUUUCCACGACGUCGAGCCUGGCUCCUUGUUCAGCAAGAUCCGCCGAGGCCACUUCAGCAUCCCAGAGACGCUCACACCCAAGGCCAAGUGCCUGAUCCGCUCCAUCCUCCGCCGUGAGCCCGCAGAGCGCCUCACCUCACGGGAAAUUCUGGAGCACCCCUGGUUUGCCUCCUCCAGGGCAAUAGGGGGCGCUGGGGUGCAUGGAAGAGGGGAGCGCGAGCAGGAGCAGAUGGUGCCUGAGGUGAACAUGGAGGAGGAGCUGGAGCAGUUCUUCAGCUGAGCCAAUAUCUGAGCACAAAGGGACAAAUUCUCCGCCACGGACGGCUCGCCAUGCUCACAGCGGAGCCAAAACUGUAGUUUAUAGAGAUUAGCAGGUGUACAUUUGUCACUUAAAAUAAAGGUGUUUCCAUCCCGUUUUCUUUCCACCAUUCCAUGGAAAACCUUGAGCCUGGCUCAUGGCAUGACAAAUGGCAUCUACACGUCACCUCGGGACGCACUUCCACUCAGGGUUGUCGCCGCCCGACAUGCAAGUCGCAGACGAUGUAGCAAAUGUUCUUUUGGAUCUGUUUGGUUUCAUGUGGUGCUCUUAAAAGUAGAGACGCACACCAUUCUUGACACUACAGAAAACAGGAAGGGACAGGAAAAGAGACAAAAGACCAGGGAGAACAAUUCGAUAUAGACUGAGAAAUUGCAUCACCACUCCCUUACAGUACGCGUUUUGUUCUUCUCAUAGCUUUAGGUAGCAUCGGUCCAUGAUCAGAGACCCAGGAUCAGGAAUCACUGCUAUCAAGUACUAUCUUUUAAUAGGUCAAUGUGAUAUUACUGACCCUGGACCACUGGUCAAAGGACAGCGGCUUCUGCCUCUCCUUGCAAUCAUCACAAUAGAUGACCUCAUCUUUGUUUUGUGUUUUUGUUUUAUCAUUUCUGAUUUGUGUCUAACCUGAUGUUUUACUUUACUCAGAGUUACUCUUUAGCUUUUACUUAGACGGUCUCUAAACUCCCAUGUUGGUUUUUUUUUGUGUUCCCUCUAAGUUGUGUAAUUGAGCCUCAUUAUGUUGAGGCAGUGUCUUCAUUGCUCUACUUUUCAUUUGUCAAUAACAAGACAUUUCUUUUGAACUGUCACUUUUUCUUUUUUUUUUUGCUAUUCCAUUCUAUCUUUACUGCUGCUUUAACCUCCCUUCCUAAACCUCAAAUUGCAACCAUUCUCUUGGUAAGCCUCCAAAUGUGGCAUCGUGCACUUGGCGUGUUAUGGUAAGGUGAAUGAAUGAUUCCACCUCUUAAAACUAGCUUCCUCUUAUUUAAAUUCAUUUUUCAUUUGUAGGAACGGGAAAAAAAAAACUUAACAUUUAUUUAAAUUGUAACAACUAUAUAUGAAUAUAAAUAUAUAAAUAUAUAUAUAAAUAUAUAUAUUUAAAAAUUGCAGGGUUUUUUCUUCAUUCAGAGAUUUCCUUUUUUCAUGUAUAAUGUAGGCAAUAUCUUUGACACAGGACAGGCACAAAGGGGAAGACAUCGUCUGUCUCAAGUUUUGGAAUAUAUCUUCUGUGCCAGUAUUUCUGCACCUGACCGCCCAUGCCACCCGGUCCCCUUUGUUUCUUUUAAAACUUGAUACGAGUUAUUAUCACAGUGAUGCUAUUGCUAUGACGUGGUCUCUCCAGGACCUCAUGUUAGUUUUCUACUGCCUGCGUAGGUUCUGUGAAAUGAUCAUGUUCUGAAUGGGUACCAGUGGACAUGUUUUGUCGUAUCUCAAUGUUACUUGAAUUCGUGUGUUUAUCUAGUCAUUGGCAUGUGCCCUAUGAAUGCUAUAGCCUGCCUAGCAGGGGAGGAGGGGUGGGGGGUGGGGUCGUCUUUUUUUCCCUUUUUUUUUUGAUGGUUUUUCCUUUCAAGAAAAAGUUUUAAAAACGUGACAACUCUUGACUUGCUACCUUCUGAGUUGCGUUCAAAAACAACUAUUGCUUUCAUUUUUGUUUUGUAAAAACGAGCUACCCUUAUUUAAGUUGGUGCUGAUUUGGUGCUAAUGUUAAGUCCUUUUGUUUCAUGGAGGGGGGUGAUGCAUGGUGGGAUAUCUGCCUCGGAUGUUCGGAUGUUCUGAUUGUAUCGUUACAGAUUCUGGUGUUUUGUCCAAAUUUAUUCAGUAAAUAAAUUGUGAA